AUGUCAUCAACAUCCUUGGCAACCCAUCUCACGGCCUCCCUCUUCCUCUGCCCUCUCGGCCUCCGCCGCCUCCUCUUCUCCUCCUCUCUCUACCUCAACAAUCCCUCCCUCUUCCGAUCAAGAACAUGGUAUCUCUCCGAAUCCAAGUGGAAAAACCUCGACAUCUACUCCCUCUUAAUACUCCUCCCCAUCGCCUCAUUCUCCCACCUCGUCUUCUUCCUCGCAUUUUCAGAAACCCCAGCUCACAAAUUCUCAUUCUUGCAGCAGUCCGUCAUCGUUUCCCUCUUCUGGGCCAUCUUGAUUCUGAUCUAUGUCAAAGAAAGUUUCGAUCUUUUCUCUGUACCCGACAAUCUUGUAUUCGCAUUCACUGCAAUUGCAUUUCUGAUUGAUUUUUACAUGACUGGGACUGGGCUUGUUGGGAUUGGCGGUUGGGUGUAUCGAAUUCUAGGCUAUUUGACUGCUCUUUGCGCUGCGUGUUGUGUGCAUUUGUCGGUUAGGCCGGGGGCGUUUUUCGCGGAGUUUUUGCUUUCGUGUGGGCUUGUUUUGAAGGGGAGUUGGGUGAUGCAAGUAGGCCUUUCGUUGUAUACUGAUGCGUUUGGUUUGAAAGGGUGUGGUAAGAUUGGUAGAGGGGAGGCUGAUGUCAAGUGUGAGCUUGAUGAUGAUGUUUGGAGGGGUGUGGCAUUGAUUAAUUUGGUGUUUGUUGGGCAUGUGGUGGUGGUUAUGGUGAUCAGCUUCGUGUCGUUUGGAUUGUUGCAUAGCAGGAAACGUGGCGAGGGGAGCGCGCAAGGGUCUGAGAGCAUGCUUAUGCAUCAGCUUCCUGAAAUUGAGAUUGAAUGA
Salvia splendens (bonfire salvia) is the source of this 837-nucleotide messenger RNA. RefSeq lists its product as uncharacterized. The transcript has a single exon. Lineage: Eukaryota; Viridiplantae; Streptophyta; Magnoliopsida; Lamiales; Lamiaceae. The record is from RefSeq and is a predicted model, not a curated record. The coding region runs from base 1 to 837 and encodes 278 amino acids.